AAUCGCAAGCCGAGUGCCCAACGUCAAUCAUCGUGGUUUCCUCCGCGUGGUCUCAACUCAACGCCGCACUCAAGUGAUGAGGAGGAGGAUUUCCUUCUUGUUCACCUGCACCGGCUGAGCCUUCGACAGCCCUUAGCUUUAUAGGAGCACUGCGGUAAAGAAGAAAGGAGGAUCGUGCUGCCAACUCUUCAGGAUGGAAAUGAACGAGGACCUAAACCCCAUGCUGAUGCUCAUCUUCCAACUCAUGGUGUGGAUCUACACCUUCAUCUCAUUCCUGCCUUCCUAUGUCGUCGGUUUGCUAACCGGUUCCAGGAGCGACUCCUAUGGAUCACUGCAGGACAGGGCCAAGCGAAUGAAGGGCAUCUCGAUUCUAGGACGACCCGAAGGACCGUACAGAGCAGUCGGCGUCUCCAAGACGCUUGCUACAACAUUCUACCCUGGAGUGGACACACUAGACAAGGUCUUUGAGUAUGCGGCGAAGAAGUUUCCUCACAGAGAGUGUCUUGGAACAAGGGAGUUGAUCAGUGAGGAGGAAGAGAUUCAAAUAAGCGGGAAGGUUUUCAAAAAGUUGGUUCUCGGAGAAUAUAUCUGGCUGUCCUAUGAGGAGACCCUUGCAGCAGUGACCAAACUGGGCAGUGGUUUGGCAUCCUUGGGUCUGCAACCGAAGAAGAGAAUCGCCAUUUUCUGUGAAACUCGUGCUGAGUGGUUCAUAUCAGCGCAAGCUUGUUUCAUGUACAACUUCCCUCUGGUGACCUUCUAUGCUACACUGGGUGGUACUGCCAUCUCUCUUGGGCUCAGAGAGACUGAAGUUACCCACAUCAUCACCAGCAGAGUUCUCCUGGAGACACAACUCAAGGAAAUCCUGAUAGAAGUUCCGAGGCUGCGGCAUAUUAUUGUUGUGGAUGACACGCCAACCUCGUGGCCUGGCUACCCUCGAGGCAUCACUAUCCACAACAUGGCUGCUGUUCAGGAGCUGGGAGCCAGACCCGAAAACGCGUCACGUGAAAGAAUGCAGCCUUCGCCUUCUGACAUUGCCGUCAUUAUGUACACCAGCGGCUCAACAGGCAAUCCAAAGGGCGUCAUGAUCUCCCACAGCAACCUCGUCGCUGGGAUCACUGGAAUGGCUGAUCGGAUUCCAAACCUUGGUGAGGACGACACGUACGUCAGUUACCUGCCAAUGGCGCACGUCCUGGGAUUGAGUGCAGACCUUCUGACUGCUGCUUACGGCUGCAGGAUUGGUUACGCUUCCCCUUUGACUUUAACUGAUCAGUCACCAAAGAUUAAGAAAGGCAGCAAAGGAGACACCACAGUCUUGAAGCCCACUCUGAUGGCAGCUGUUCCGGAGAUAAUGGACCGCAUCUAUAAGAAUGUGAUGACGAAGGUUCGGGAGAUGAACGUUUUCCAGAGAACUCUCUUCAUCCUGGCCUACAACUACAAACUGGAGCAGAUGAUGAAAGGGCACAACACGCCUCUGUGCGACAAGUUAAUCUUCCGAAAAAUACGGGGCCUUGUCGGUGGGAAAGUGCGGAUUCUGUUGUCGGGUGGAGCUCCGCUCUCUUCCACCACGCAGCGCUUCAUGAACGUGUGUUUCUGCUGCUCGGUUGGUCAGGGGUACGGUCUGACUGAGACCUGUGGUGCAGGGAGCAUCAGCCAGGCCUGGGAUUACAGCACGGGGAGAGUGGGAGGCCCGCUGAUCUGCUGUGAGAUCAAGCUCAAAGACUGGACUGAGGGUGGCUAUUGCAGCACUGACAAGCCGCAUCCCAGAGGGGAAGUCCUGAUAGGUGGCGCCAACGUCACCAUGGGGUACUUCACCCAGCAUCUGGAAAACCAAGAGGACUUCUUUGUGGAUGAAAAUGGGCAACGCUGGUUCUGCACCGGCGACAUUGCAGAGAUUCAUGAGGACGGCGGGAUCCAGAUAAUCGAUCGGAAAAAGGACUUGGUGAAGCUGCAGGCAGGAGAGUAUGUCUCUCUGGGCAAGGUGGAGGCCGCGCUGAAGAACUGUCCUCUGGUCGACAACAUCUGUGUGUACGCCAACAGUGAGGAGACCUACGUGAUCGGUUUUGUGGUCCCCAAUCAGAAGCAUUUGCUGACACUGGCGGAGCAGCAUGACGUCAGCGGGACGCUGGAGGAGCUUUGCAACAACAACACCAUGGAGGAGCUGGUGCUGAAGGUCCUCACCGAAGCUGCUCAGACAGCCCAACUCCAGAAGUUCGAGAUCCCUUGGAAGAUCCGGCUGAGUCCAGAGCCCUGGACUCCCGAGACCGGAUUGGUGACAGACGCUUUCAAGCUCAAACGCAAGCAGCUGAAGACGCGCUACAAGGAAGACAUUGAAAGAAUGUACGGCGGGAAAUGAUUUGUUCUGCUGCUCAAUCUCCAGGUAACAAAGAGACUGUGAAUUCAUACUUAUCACGAGUAAGUCACGAUAAAGGCUUUUGAGAAAAUGAAUCAAAUGUUUCGGGUGUCCUUCAGGCUUUUUACUCUCUGUCCUAAUCCUUUGUCGCUCCUCUACUGUGUCCCUGUUGCUGACCACGGGACACUGCACUGUUUUGUAAAAGGUUUAUUUGGUUACCCUCCCGCCAUCAGACCUCAGCUGGGAUGUCUCAUACCAAAAGCACAAAGUCAUUUGAGGGCAAGUCCAGCAUGUACGCGGUGAGGUCACGUCUGGAAGAAUAAUGCCAAGUGUUUUAUCAUCAUUUAGACACUCCUGUCACUCCUAUGUUUGAUGUGGCCACAUGUGGCCUUAUUUGAAGAAUCUAACUUGCACUCUGUCCUGGUGAAGUCUGUUGACAAAGAGGAGUAUUCAAGUUCCAUCUCCGCGAUUGGAUCGCGUCCGCCCUCUCUGCUAUUUAUUUGUAAAGUGUGAUGAAGAACUAACGCAGGUGAAUAAAAGAUUACAUGGAAGAAAGUUUGGAUUUUAAACGGGUCUCCACAGUCAUUCACUAUCUUGUGGUAUUUCUGUAAGGGGUGGUCUCUGGUGUGAACUGCUUCAUAUACACCUGUUCAUGUGUUUCAUUUUCACUUUUUAGGUUCACUUUUGUAAGCCCUGGCUGCUGGGAAUAUUACUACUGUAUAUGUGGAAUAAUACAGGGGCCAAAUCGAACUCACACAUAAGUUAUUGACUGUAUACUAAAACUGUCAAGUUGGAACUUAAUAAUUUACUCUGUCAAUAAAUUGCACUAUUUUUGCUUUUCCAUUUAA
This is a messenger RNA of Synchiropus splendidus (mandarinfish), 3198 nucleotides long. RefSeq names its product acyl-CoA synthetase long chain family member 3a (gene acsl3a). Gene Ontology annotation, biological process: long-chain fatty acid metabolic process; neuron differentiation; long-chain fatty-acyl-CoA metabolic process. Gene Ontology annotation, cellular component: lipid droplet; plasma membrane; endoplasmic reticulum. The coding region runs from base 194 to 2353 and encodes 719 amino acids. The record is from RefSeq and is a predicted model, not a curated record. Gene Ontology annotation, molecular function: long-chain fatty acid-CoA ligase activity. Lineage: Eukaryota; Metazoa; Chordata; Actinopteri; Syngnathiformes; Callionymidae. The transcript is spliced from 15 exons.